UACGAGAUCGAAGACCUCAAUUCUGCAGUGAAGCGCGUCCUCGCCGACGACAGCGCCCGCAGUGUCAGCGACAGCACCCCAAUUCCGUAUCGGAACUUUACGAAAUGGGUCGCGAAGAGGAAAAUGGGCAUCUUCCGCGCACCUGUUCGUCAUGGCCCGGCUCCGCUGCUCUCGCAACCAGCGGAGGCAUGCUUGGUCGAGUGGAUUGUCGGGUGCCAACUGGUCGGUCACCCCGCAAGUCGCAAGGAGAUCAUCUUCAAAGCCGGCGCCAUGAGCUCCAUGGCCACUGGUCAAACGGUUGGUGGCGGGUGGUACCGCCGCUUCAUGGGGCGACACCCGAUGCUGGCAACCCGAACGUCUCAGGCGGUAUGCAAGGCCCGCAACGCUGUGACCAAGAGCGAUCUCGAGCAGUUGUUUAGCUCGUUGAUCAAGGCUGUGGUCGAGAAUCGUUUGGACGCGUCUCGCGUGUUCAACAUGGACGAAACAGCGUUUCAGACCAACAAGGGCUCCAAGCGUGUCGUGGCGGUUCGAGCCUCCAAGAACGUUUGGCACCAAGACGUUGCGCUCAAUUUUCACCUCACGCUGGUCGCGUGUGGCAGCGCGUCGGGGUGCAUGGUGCCGCCGCUUUUCGUGCUGCCGGGGUUGACAGUCAAG
Messenger RNA from Phytophthora sojae, 654 nucleotides. RefSeq lists its product as hypothetical. The transcript has a single exon. Gene Ontology annotation, molecular function: DNA binding. The record is from RefSeq and is a predicted model, not a curated record. NCBI's taxonomy places the organism in Eukaryota, Oomycota, Peronosporomycetes, Peronosporales, Peronosporaceae. Gene Ontology annotation, cellular component: nucleus. The annotation marks the transcript as partial.